AUGCCAGACGAACCCAUCAGAAGAGGAGGAGGUGGCGGAGCCACCUGCCGCUGCUACCCACUUGGGUUCAAGGUGUUUGUUGCUAUAGAGAAGGGUGGGAGCGGAGAUGGCUACCUCACUGUAGGAGUCGGGGUAGAAACAGCAACAAAGUGGCGUCAGGUAGUGGCUGUGGGCGGCGAUGGCGGCUCCGACGGACUCCUGCUGUUUCGUUUCGGGCUUCUGGUUGACGGAACUGCGAGUGGAGAUGAAAGUUCGAUUUGCUACAUUUGA
This is a messenger RNA of Lactuca virosa, 270 nucleotides long. The record is from the annotation of a GenBank genome assembly. Lineage: Eukaryota; Viridiplantae; Streptophyta; Magnoliopsida; Asterales; Asteraceae.